AUGGAUCUAAAGGUUACAGCAGACAAAUUUAUGCGUGGAGAAUCUCUUAAAGACAUUAAAAAUCCGAUUCUAAAUGAAGUUGAGAAGAAAUUCAAGACUGCACAGCUUCUCCGAAAGCAAUUGCAUCAUGAAAUAGGAAAACGCGUCAUCCAAGCAGAUGAAGUACUAGAAAACAAUGUAUUUGCAUAUCAUCCGGAAAAUAAUGUUGUUACAUUUCAGUCCCAAUUGGUAGAAUCCUACAUUCGGGAAAACACUGACAUAUUCGUUAACCUAAUUGAUCUCACCCUCCAAGAAAGGACAUCCUCCAAUCAAACGAACAAGUAA
Molecule: messenger RNA, 324 nt
Organism: Acaulospora morrowiae
Lineage: Eukaryota; Fungi; Glomeromycota; Glomeromycetes; Diversisporales; Acaulosporaceae
Source: the annotation of a GenBank genome assembly